Molecule: messenger RNA, 2729 nt
Organism: Carassius carassius (crucian carp)
Lineage: Eukaryota; Metazoa; Chordata; Actinopteri; Cypriniformes; Cyprinidae
Exons: 2
Coding region: 51-2729 (892 amino acids)
Source: RefSeq, a predicted model, not a curated record
CAAAGGGUGGUCUUUUUCCUGGAGUUACGGUGCAGUCACAGGAGUAUCAAAUGGGACAAAACCAGGGCAAGGAGGGGGAGCUAGGGCAGGACAACAGCUCUGCAGGACCAGAGGAACAGGGACCAAGCCCAGACUCUGGGGGGGCCAAAGAGGAAGGAAAUCUAACCAUUGAAACUCAUGAGGUCAGGACAGAUGAGGAGAACACAGCCAGAAGAAGAUUGGAUGGAGGCCCAGGCAGGGAGUCACCAUCACCUACACCAGUGAAUGGUUUGGAUUCUCCUGGUAAGAUGUGCGCUUCCACGGAUGAGGGAGUUUUGGAGGGAGGGGAUGGCGAGAAAGAGGGAGGAAGAAAGAAUAGUGAGGAAGGCAGGGCUAAACCGCUGGCUCCACAGCAGCUGAAUGGAAUCGCACAGUCUGACAGCACAUGGGAGGCUGAUGAACCAAACCACAACGGAAAAGACUUGGAGAGUACACUAGAAGACCAUCAGGACAACCUAAGGAGUGACCUUCUUGGUAAAGACAAAAUUGAAAGGCUUCGCAAAGGAGAAAAGACGUGUGCUUCAUAUGUAAAGAAUGAAACGGAGUCUGUCUGUGGAGAUGACGACAAGCUAAAAUGUCAGGAAGAGGUCAGAAAACUCGAUUUUGAAGCUGCCUGUGAUAUUAGUCUAAAAAGUACAUGGCCUACCUUGGAGAUUCUGGAAAGGAAGGAAAUUUCAAAACCAUGUGGUGGGGAUGCCAACACCAACGUUCACUUCACAGUUCAAGACCAAGCUUUAGUCAUUACCGAAAAUGUCUUGUUGAAGACCAGCAUGAAUGAAUCACAAAACAAGGGGCUGAUUAACAAGCGCACAACAUCAAACCUUGUGAUGAACUCACAAGCGGAAACAUCAAAGGACACUACUAAGGGAAUUCAGCACAGCAAAGAAGAAAUGCAGAAGAAGCUGCCAGAGAAUCCACAUAAGGUUGUAACAGAAACCCCAAACGCUGAACAUUCCUUCUCAAAAACUGUCGAAACCCAAGGGUGGUCAAUGAAGGAUGUCCACUCAGCCAGAGAACCAGAAACCCCACAUGCUGAACAAUCCUCUCUGAAGAACGUUGAAACCCAGGGGCUGGCAAUAAAAUAUGUCUGCAGAGACAGAGAAAAUGUUACGGGGUGUCAGCCAGCAGAUGAUGUCAUAAAGACCAGAUUUACUAGUUUAUCUCUGGCAGGUGCGGAUUUACAAUGCAAAGCUGUGAGUCUGGAAAGAGUGCAGAGCCCAGAGGACCUCAGCACCUUAGAAGUGGCAUCCAAGUCACCUUGGUUUCACUCUGAGAGCCAUCGACAAAUAUAUGCAGGUGAAUUCACACAGGACGAGCUUCAAAAAGAAAGACAAUUUAAUGUGUCAUACUUGGAGAGCCCUUGGACAAAGGACCCUUCACUUGGAAGAUCACCCACUGGAGGUCACAAAAAUAAAGAUGGCAUAAGAGUGACUGAAGAAAGAGAAAAUCUGAAAUCUGCUUCAAAGGGUCUGUAUCAUUCCCAUGAAAAUAAACCUGAGAUAAAAGAUCUUUCUCUGUGUGGAACAGAAACGGAAGACGGUUGUUUUGUGACAUCUAAUAUUGCCAGUGUAGGUACGCUGGGUGAAAACAAACCCUGGCUACAAAGCUAUGAAGAUGAGAAAUGUAUUACAUUCUCUGAAGACGUUACAGAUUCGAACCCCCAUUGUAAAUCUGAUGUUCAAGUUAUGCAAAAAAAUGAAAAAGAGGAUCUCCCUCUUUUAGCAAAGGCCAAAGUACACACAGAGAAAAAUCUAGGAUGGUUUCUGGAUGAAAUGAGUCCACAGGCAGUGAUACAAACCCUUCCAGAGACGGCGAAGGAUACAACACACGAGAUGGAUCCAGAACAUUCUUCUUCAAUAAGGGCAGUGAUUGAUGUAAAAGAUGCUACAAAACAACAGAGGUUAGAUGGAAACGCUAAUGUUAACUCAGAGAGAGACCGCGUCGGCAAGUCUAAUCAGAAUACCAUCAGCUUGCACAAGGAAACAUCUGCAACUGGUUCCAUCUCUGAGCUCAUUGCUGGUCCAGAUACAGCUUCAGGUCGCAUAGAUGAUAGGCCAAGUGUGGACAAGAAAACAGAAGUCACUCUGUCUGGUUCUUCUCAACUUCAAGAAAAAUGUUUUUUGAAGAUUUUAACAAAUACGUCAACCCAUUCCACUAUAAGCCAGACAGACGUAUCUGAUCAGGUCUGGGCCGGUUGCGCUGCUGGAGCUGCAUUAACAGACAACACAGCAAACACAUCUGCUGCACAAGAUGUGCAACAUUCCUCCUCCAUGUGCAACCUAAUAAGUAUGCAAGCUAACGAGAAACAAGAUAAAGAGCAGAACAAGCUGUCGACACAAGCAAAUUGUCAUGUGUUCGAGGAGAAACGUUCAAGCCAGCUUGACCAAAAGAACGCAACAGAAAGCAACCCAACCACCAUCAUGGAAACACCACAGGGUGCACAGAAAAGGCAUGUUUCUGAUAUGAUAAAGGAAACUAUUGAGUUGCAGAAAAAGAUGAAGGAGUGGACCAAGCCAACUGAGGCCCGAGUUGAUCUGACCUUAGAUCCAACACAGUCUGUGAAAGUGUCACAGAUGAAAGCAGCAUUUGAUCCACCAAGGAAAUCACCUGACAAAGCACUAGAGAGAAAACCUUCAGUAAGAAAAGGUAGGAACCUUUCUGAGAUGGAUGCUAUUCAUUUAAUGCACUGA